UCGGCUGAACUGUUUUACAUCAAUACAAACCGGCUUUGCAGGUUUUGGUCAUGGAUCGCUGCUCACUAAUUGGCAGAGCAGACACCGAAAAAAUAGGCAAACGAAAUUUACAACUGAACCUUGGAGUUUCACAGCUUUUGGUUUAAUUUGCCAUAACUACGGUGCAGCUCCAUAUACAAUGUAGAACAAUAACAAUUCAAAGGAGAGGGCUGUUUGAAGCUGGCCCGCAUGUGAAGCACGGCUUGUUAUAUAACUAUGCACAUUUUCCUACAUCAUAAUUUCCCUGAUAUCUAAUGGUAUUCGGGGACAGGAAAGGACAUGAUGAUUUCUCAUUGGGAGAGCUGAAACGCACACAGACGUGAAUAUGUGUCCCCACCCCAUUUCACAUGGAACGGUGGCGGUAGUUCUGAGAAGCAAAUAAACAUUGCAGAAGGUUGCUUUUCUAAAGUGUUUCAAUAUUCUAACAUGUUGGACGUUCAAAAGCGCCUUUGCCUUGGUAUUGAGCGAGUUCCCAGAGCCAGCGAACUCUUGAUGGGGGAGAUGAUGACGCAAGCGGAAAUGUGAUCAGUUUCACUAAUGAGAGGAGUGCAUAGGCUGAGGGAUUCGCGAAUAGGACGCCACAUUUUUCUCCGGGCAAGGGGACGAAAAGGGCAUGGCUUAAAGCGAUAGAAGCCCCACACACUGGGUUGUGCAUUCACAGCAACGUAUCCGUAUUUAUUACGUUUGCGAUGCGAAAAAGAAACCGGCAGCGAACUUGAACAAGGCUUUGGAAGGAGGGCAGAGCGGUGGACUCCAACCCGAGUGGAAUUUGCGCUGCGAUUCCAAACGCCGGUGUUGCAUUCAGUUGAGGAACCUGCAGCCGAGGUCGCGGAAAGCAGUGGGGGGAAAAGGGGGCGACUUUGAUAUCAUGAUGGCAGCCUACCAGCACGCUGAAGAAGACACCAUGGUUCUAUUGACUGACAACACCUCCACGGCAAGCUCCAAAGACCGAGUCAAGAUCGAAUCGUCCCCGGACAAGGCGGCGGAUAAGCCCGAUCCGACUCAGAAACCGCCUUACUCUUACGUGGCCCUCAUUGCCAUGGCUAUUCGAGAGAGCCCCGAGAAACGGCUGACUCUGUCUGGCAUCUACCAGUACAUCAUCACCAAGUUCCCGUUCUACGAGAAGAACAAGAAGGGCUGGCAAAACAGCAUCCGCCACAACCUGAGCCUCAACGAGUGUUUCAUCAAAGUGCCCAGGGAAGGCGGCGGCGAGCGGAAGGGCAAUUACUGGACUCUAGACCCGGCUUGUGAAGAUAUGUUUGAAAAGGGCAACUAUAGAAGAAGGAGGAGGAUGAAGCGACCAUUCCGACCUCCUCCCACCCAUUUCCAACAUAGCAAGUCGGCGUUAUUCGCCAGUGACAGCUACGGCUACAUCGGCCCUCCCAAAUACUUGCAAACGACUUUCAUGAACAACUCAUGGCCGCUUGGGCAACCCACUGCGCCAAUGUCCUAUGCCUCCUGCCAAAUGGCCAGUGGCAACGUCGGCUCCGUCAACGUGAAGGGACUAUCGGGGCACACGGCCUAUAACCCUUAUUCCCGAGUGCAGAGCAUGGGCUUGCCCAGUAUGGUGAACUCCUAUAACGGCAUGACCCACCACCACCACCACCCGCAUCCCCAACAACUCAGCCCGGCCCCUCCACCUUCUUCCAGCAAUCCAGCCGGUCUACAAUUCCCCUGCGCAAGGCAGCCGGCCGACCUCUCCAUGAUGCAUUGCUCGUAUUGGGACCACGACAGCAAACACAACUCAUUACACCCACGGAUAGACAUUUAAGAGAUGAAAAAAAAUAACCCGGCAAGAUAUUGUUACCUAAUUGAAUUGCCCCCAAAUCCAUCCACCUCUCUUUAAAUUGUGCCAAAUAUUUUCAGAGAUGACCCCGGCCAGGUAGUGUAAGAGUUUUGAACUUUUAUCUUUCAAACACAAGAAAAAAAAUGGGAUACCCAAACUGGGUAAUGACCUGUCUUGUGUCUACUUUAAUUAUUUGUUACUUUAAGAACAUUUGUAGAUUUGUUAACUUUUAAAAUAUGCCGGACCAAAAAGUUAUCCAAUACUAAUGUUACGUUUCCUGGUGAAGGUCUUUAAUUUUCUUGUCACCAGGGAUAUUUUGAAAAUGUGAUACUCAUUGAAAUCAUUGAAUUUUAAACUUGCCGUCCGUGUUCCAUUUAGAACUGUUGCCACAAUUUUAAGCAAGUUUAUAAGACUGUGUUUAAAAAAAAAAAGAAUGUUAAAGCUCUUGUAACUGAUCUACGUGUUAGAGGCUCCAAUCGCUCUACAGUUUGGGACCAAUUCAAAUGUAUAGCACUUUUCCUACGUGUAAUCUCUCGAUUUGUAACCUCUAAUAAACUCCCCUGUUUUCCACGA
Leucoraja erinaceus (little skate) is the source of this 2398-nucleotide messenger RNA. RefSeq names its product forkhead box L2a (gene foxl2a). The record is from RefSeq and is a predicted model, not a curated record. The transcript has 2 exons. The coding region runs from base 908 to 1810 and encodes 300 amino acids. Lineage: Eukaryota; Metazoa; Chordata; Chondrichthyes; Rajiformes; Rajidae. Gene Ontology annotation, molecular function: DNA-binding transcription factor activity, RNA polymerase II-specific; RNA polymerase II cis-regulatory region sequence-specific DNA binding. Gene Ontology annotation, biological process: regulation of transcription by RNA polymerase II; cell differentiation; anatomical structure morphogenesis.